AUGAUGCCAUGUGCCAAAUUCGAUUGGUUUGAACACCAUAAGACGAAAACUUUAUUUUAUGAUUCUCAAGAGAAGCUAGCGGAAGUAUAUGAAAACGGUUGUGGUAAAUGGUUUUAUAAGAAUGGAAACGUUGCAUUGGAAUACUACAACGAUGCAGAAUUUAAUUUGGGAAAGCGAUGCGUUAUAUAUAGUUCUGGUGAAGAUUUGGAGACUAAGAAGAAAACACCAGUCAACGUCUUAGCAUGUUUUGGUCAUCUUGGACACGGUAUUGUGUAUGACAAUUAUGGCCAUAUUAGGUUGAAAUAUAAUCAAUCAGAAGGUUUAAUUAUUGAUAAAAAAAUUAGUCCACCAAGUCGCUGGAAGUGGCAUACGUUGAACGACCCACCAAUUUUACAUCCAGUGUUCGUAAACACUUUUGAAAAAGAUAGUACAUAUUUCGAUAAAAAAUUCAAUAAAACUGAAAACAUAAGAAAAGAGAACGAAGAAAUGGUAGCGAUUGAAUUACAAAAUUUGUUGAGAGAGAAAGCGGUUAAAUUGCAACAAGAGUUUAAACCGUUCCAAAUAAAAAUUAAGACCCUUAAAAUAAAUGAUUAUUUUUCUUUGAGAAUUAUAGAUCAAGCAAAUAUUUAUAUACAGUUCAGAUGUGGGCGAAUAUGUUAUAGGUUUAAUAUAGGAAUGAUACUGAAAAAUGAUGAAAUUAUUGGAACUGAGACAGCGGAGGUCACAGAGGUUGCGACGCCUUACGAUCUUAACUUAGAUAAAGCAUCUGAAAUG
Brenthis ino (lesser marbled fritillary) is the source of this 774-nucleotide messenger RNA. Lineage: Eukaryota; Metazoa; Arthropoda; Insecta; Lepidoptera; Nymphalidae. The record is from the annotation of a GenBank genome assembly.